Clupea harengus (Atlantic herring) is the source of this 3857-nucleotide messenger RNA. RefSeq names its product tudor domain containing 7 a (gene tdrd7a). The record is from RefSeq and is a predicted model, not a curated record. NCBI's taxonomy places the organism in Eukaryota, Metazoa, Chordata, Actinopteri, Clupeiformes, Clupeidae.
UUACAUUUGAACUUGGCGCUAAUGAGUAAUGACACAGCAUAGUAACACAUGGAAUUUGGCAGCAGAUUUGCAGACGUUGAUGAUCUAGUCCUUAUCCUUUAAGCAGGGGGAGUUAUUUUUUUUAGCGUACCCCAUUCAAGACAACCAAGUGAACUGUGACACCACCACCAAUGCGAACUACUUCAGGAUGACUGACAUAGAGUUGGUAAAAAAGAUGCUCCGGGCUGUUCUACAGUCCAAUAAAAAUGGAGUGUCCGUGACGAGACUGCAGUCCGACUACAGGGCUCUUACCGGGGAGUUUAUUCAGCAUAGGCAGAUGGGCUACCCCGCCUUAGAGGGAUUCCUCAGGAGUGUUCCCUCUGUGGUACGCAUGGAACAGAAUCACUUUGGAGAGGGGAUGUGCUUUGCUGCUGUGUGUCAGGAGACGGCACACAUGGCCCAGUUGAUUGCCCGUCAGCGUGCCCCUAAAAAAACUGGCCGUGCCAAGAUGGUGAACUGCCAUAUGAGAGUGAAGUCUGCAACCCCAUUUAUGCUCCAUGCAAAGCCCAGAACCUCCCUAAGGCAACCCGAGUACAUGAGUCGGACCGGCCGUGGUGGCAUGUCAAAUCCAGGGAACUACGGCCGUGGUGGCAUGGCAAAUCCAGGGAACUACGGCCGUGGUGGCAUGGCAAAUCCAGGAAACUACGGCAUCCAGAGGCAGUUCUUCACCAACAACCAGCCAAGUGUGACCUCUUUCAGACCCAACUCACAGACUGAACGACCCCGACUUGCACUAUCUUCACGGUUCCAGAGAGAAGUGUGUGUGACCAAGAACACACAUCAAAGCAGUGGUGGACAGGCUGCGGUGGUCAAGGAGCUGACCGCUGCCCAGGUCCCACACAUCCAAGGGCUACUCAAGCAGCUUCUGUCAAAGUACAGCAGUGGGGUGUGGCUGUCGAAGAUUCCUCAACUCUACCGAGACCUUUUCAAACUGGACCUCCAUCCCUCUGCUCUGAAGGACAUGGACAAAUGGACCCAUGUCUGCUCUGUUGAGAAGCCUGGAAGCAACAACAUAGUGGAUCGCCUUGUGUAUCCCGCCCUAAACAUCCCCUCAAAGCCCACUCCAACGCCUCCUCCACCCCGAACCAUAUCCACCCCCACCAGCCCCAAGUUCUCGCUCCUGCCCACCCCCCCUCAGAGUCCGGUGUCUCUGUCCCCGACGUCGGUGUCCUCGCCCCCCUCUGGCCCGCUGGUGCUGAGUGAUGAUGUUCAGCACAAGCUGCAGGAGCUGCUGGGGAAGUACAGUAACGGCCUGUGGGCUCAUGCAGUGCCAAAGCUCUUCCAGGAAGCCUUCAGGACCACCUUCCCAGCGCAGGCUUUGGAAGACCUGUCUGCACUGAGUGACUGCUGUGUGAUCGAGUACCCCAUGCCUGACAAUAAGAAGAAGGCCAUCCUUUACGCCCAGCCCACCAUGGACGAGAGCAGGCCCCAGAGCCCUGUGCCCCUCCCUCAGCGGAAGCUCUUCCAUGCCGUGGCCAACCCGCUGGUGCCCCCUCUGCUCCUGCCCAAAGAGGACUACCCAUCAGUGCUGGUUGUGGAGGCCCUCUCUACCUGCAGCUUAGUCAUCAGGUAUAUUGGACAGGAGUACUCGCAGGCCCAGGAGGCCAUGGAGGACUCCAUGCGGGAGUUCUACAGUGCGACGGAGAAGAACAUGGCGCCCCCUGUGCUCCUGGCCAACCGCCUGUACACGGUGCGUGUGGAGGAGGAGGAGGUGCUGAGAGCCCAGGUGUGCGAGGUCAUGGCUGAGAAGGUCAAGGUGUACUAUGUGGACCAUGGCUUCAGUGAAGUGGUGGCCAGAGAUAAGAUUCUACGACUUGAUGAAAAGUUCCUCAAGCUCCCCUUCCAGGCCUCCACCUGUAGCCUUGCAGGGCUGAAGGACUUUCAUACAGAACCAUCAGUCCUGAAGGUCCUUGAGUCUCAGGCCUGUGGCCGCAUCCUCCUGGCUGAGGUGGUGGAGAGAGGAGAAGUUCCGUUGGUGGUACUGUACGACACGUCGCAGGAGGAUGAUGUCAACAUCAACAACAUCUGUCUGAAGACUCUCCAGGACGGCUCUAUGAGCCACCCUCUUCAGGUUAACAGCACCUACCUGAAUGUCUCCGUCACAAACGUGUGCUCAGAUGGAACUAUUUUCUGCCAUGUCCCCUGCCGUGGUCUUGCCAAACUGAAAGCCCUGUUUGAGAGGAUUGAGUCAUUUUUGUCAUCUCAGGAGAGCUCAGAGCUGUUGGUGGCCAAGCCAUUCUGUGGGAAGGUCUGCCUGGCGCGCCACCAAGGCAAAUGGUCUCGGGUGGAGAUUACUAAUCUGCAUGGCAGUCGUGUGCUGGACAUCCUGUUUGUGGAUACGGGGGUUCCUGCCUCGGUGGAGGUGAUCGAGCUUCGAGACAUCCCACUGCCUUUCUUACCUGAACUCAUCACCAUCCCAUUCCAGGCCUUCAAGUGCGGACUAGAAGAGUUGUCAGUGGGUGAGGGUGUAUGGAGUCCAAACUCCAUCAUGUGGCUCAGAGAUACUGUACUCAACAUGACUGACUGCAGUAUGAGGAUAGCUCGGCUAGAUGAGUCCAGGCUCGUGCACAUCUACUUGUUCCCCUCCAACAGCUGCCAGAAUGUGGGCAGCAGCGUUAACCACCAGCUGUUGACCUCUGACCUCUGGAGCCCCUCUGCCCCUGCUGCAGUGCCCCGUGUCAGCUCGCCUGUUACUGGCGACGCUGCCCCUCCUCCGAGCACAGAUAACUCUGCCAUGCCCCUGGCGCUGGACAUGCCACAGGUGGGCCAGAACUUUGAUGUGUUUGUGUCGGUGGCCUGCCACCCGGGCCACUUCGUGGUGCAGCCGUGGCAGGAGCUGUACAAGCUGAUCGUGCUGAUGGGGGAGAUGAUCCUCUACUACAACCGCGUGCAGGACGACAAGCCCCUGACUGUGGAGAAGAACCUCAUAUAUGCCGCCAAAGUGGAGAACAAUUGGCACCGUGUGCUGGUCAAGGGCUUGCUGACCAAUGGGCUGGUCUCUGUGUAUGAGCUGGACUACGGCAAGCACGAGCUGGUGAGCAGCAGCCAGCUCCGACCGCUCAUCAAUGAGUUCAGACAGCUGCCUUUCCAGGCCAUGACUGCUGAGUUGGCAGGUGUGAAGCAGAGCCCGUGGUCUGAAGAGGCAGCCUUGGUGUUCCGUAAUCAUGUGGAGAAGAAGCCGCUGGUAGCUCGGGUGGAGUCAGUGCAGGAUGCUGCCCACCCCUGGGACAGGAAGAUGACCGUCUACCUGGUGGACACGGCGCUGGACAAUAGGGACAUCUGGGUGCACAACCUCAUGACUGAGUUUCUAGAUGAGCUCAGCAAAGCUGCAUGAGCCUCGGCACUUAAAGGCAGUGGCCAGGACCUCUGCAGACACGUGGCCAACAUGCAUAUGCAUACCAUUACGUUCAGAUAGUUUUGAUGUUUGUUAGAAUACUGUUGGUUUGUGAUUCUCUGUUAACCUGGAAGUUUGGAACAGGUAAUCAUUUUGAGCCAAAUUAACUUCAACUUUAUUAUUCUUUUUUUGUGUGUGUGUUUAGUGAGUGGAGGAACCUGCUUCCAUUAUAUUUUAUGUUGUGCUUUUGUAUAUAUUUUUGUAUCAAAACACCAGUUAUUAAGGUGCUUAACAUAAUGUGUGUCCUUAUUUUUAGUGCUUUGUUUGGUCUUCUUUUGUGUGUAUUUCACUUUCAAUGUUGAGUUAGUCGCGAGAGAUGAUUCCUGCUGACCAAAUUAGUUUUUAGUAAAAUACUCAGUAUGUUGCCUCUAUUUGGUAUUGCCAUAAUAUCCGUCUGCAUUAAAUGCCACAGCGACAAAUUUCA